CAUUCAUUCACUACAAAAGCCCCACACACGCCACGACCCGGGUACCCCUUGCAGUAUACUACACGGCCUGUCUGUCUGUCUGUAUGGCCUUCAUGAUCACGUCUCCACCACCAGAGCGAGAGCCAGAUAUGCACACGCCGCCAGAGAGGUGAAGCCGAAGGUCACGUGCUCAGAAAACGACAGCUGAAUGCGUUUCCUCCACGCCUCAAUCCCAUACGCCCAGUCCUCCGCAACAAAUGCAACGAUAUCCGUCACAUACUCGACACACAGGAUGAUGGUCGCGCGGACAGCCAGCUCCCCGCCACUUAUGACCCCCCACUUGCGAUCGGCAUCUUCCUGCGGCGAUGUCAUUGACACGUCCUCCGUCGAGCUGUCUGCUGGUGAGCCGCUUGUGAGCGUCACCAACGAGCCGAGAACAACUGCACACAUCCACACACCACGACAACAGAGUACGAUGGAUGUCUGUUGCUGAGGGUUCCCAGUGGGAUCAGCAACCCAUUUAAUCGGUUGCCGCUCCCGGCCUCUCUGAGUCCCCUUCAGCUAUGGUCUGUCUUGCACUCGCUGGGUAUUCUCUGCCUCUUCAUUGACGUGACGUGACGCAAAGAGACCAAAGCGGUGCACUCUCUGCCUGCCUGUCUGUCUGUCUGUCUGUCUGACCCCCUGGCCUCUCCCCUGCACUUACGACUGUAUGAAAGCGCCACAAUGGCGAUCACGUUGAUGAGCAGGUCAGCGAGGAUAAGAUUGGCUGCCGUGAUCUCCCUCCGGUGAAUGAACGCACCCCUGUCGGACUGCAGCAGCACGAAUGUCCGACUCCUCGCCACCCCGCUGUUGUGGUUCUCCAAGCCCAUGAUUGCGGUCUGUCCCUCUGGCGACGUGGCUCUCUCCUGGACUGAGACCGCCAGCUUUUCCCCGUCGCGUGCCGACACGCCAUCCUCCUCCUCCUCCCCCCUUGCUUGUGACGCAUCAUCUGCCCUCUUCUCAUCGGAAGAGACCUCGGGUCGUUGUGAAGGGUCACCUAGCCCACCGCUGUCCUCUGCCGCACUUGCCCCGCUCCUGCGGCUUGAUGGCCGACGCGACUUUGCGGAUCCAUCCAUCUCAAGCCACGGCCCAUCCACCACAGGGAUCCCCUGUGUCCCAGCCCGACUGUCUACCCGGCUGACACGCGAUGAUGCCCGUAAUGUAACACUGUCAAGCGACAUUGACCUCGACCGCCACCUCUCGAGCAUCCUCUCCGUCGAUAUGGAGCGAGCCAUUGACGGUUGAUGCGCAAGGGGGGCUGGCCAAAGGGGCGACAAGCCCUGAGGCGGCGAGCGGCUGACUGAUGGGGGUGCAGAGCGCACAACCACCAGGGCACCUUCAUCGCCAUUCUCUGAUGGCUCCUGGGCAGCCGAUGCGUCUUGAUCGUUGUCUGCGUCGUUUUGUGACGGCAGGAUGUACAGAGAGGGAUGAGGGGAGGGGGAAAGGUGCUCCACAUGGCCUGACGACGGACGCGCAGGGAGUGUGGGGGGCGGCGGGCUGCUGCGGUGUAGCAUGGUGUCAUCAGAGGUCGACAACGACAGCGACAGAGAACUCGUGCUCAGACGGGGCACCAGGACGCUCACUGAACCACACAGACAUGCACCUGUGUACAGGGACCCCUUUGGCUAUGUUUUCAUUCUGACCUCUGGCCUUGAUUUGUGUGGCCGUCUCGGCGACGGCCGUCUUCAUUUUCUUGCCUUGCGCACUGUAGUAGACGCGGCCCCAGAGUGCCAAGACCGCUCUGGCACCAAACUCGGCCAACGCCUGGAGGAACACGGCUAUCAGCAACACCUGAUGCAUCCACCCAUCGUGAGGGGCGGGCACAGAAAGGGAGAGAUAUGGCACGCCUGCGACGCAGCUGAAAGGCUUCGCUUUGCGUGUACCUGGCGACUCGACGCAAGGUAGAUGAGGAACUUGCCAGGGACUGUACAAGAGCACACAAUGCAUCGGAAAAUGCAGUGCUCUCUCGCCGCGCGUGUAUCCACAUGUGUUCAAGCCUACUUCCGAGGGCAGCUUCGCUACUGCGGACAUUAUUCGGCAGCAGCUGCUGCUCGACCUCAUGGCUCGCACGACCCUCCUUGGCUGACAACACGCACAUACAAACAAACACGUCAGUGAACGGAUCUACAUGCCCCUCAUCGACGCGCCGACUUACUCCAAGCACGGAUGGCCAGCACGAGCAGCAGCUCACGGAUCACCAUUUUGAGCAGGGGAUAUCCGCCCGUAAUGAUUACCUCGGCCAGCAGCGUGUUGCUCUCCCUCGCCAGCAGCAGCACGCCCACAUUCACGGACAUCAGCGUGUAGAUAAACACCUGGACCAAGACCCCUGAUACAAUCGCCUUGACAAGCCGACCGCCCCAGCUCUUGGGCUCCCGCACAAUGGUCAUCCAAAACACCACCGAGCCCGCCAGCUGGGAAAGGACGGCAAUCCAGUUGGUGAAGGGGAACGAGCACGACUUGACUGAUCCCCCCGGCACACACGGAACGACACUGUAGAGAGCGAUCUGCAUUCCCCAGUUGACCCCGAUAGCCCCGACUGCAUGCCAGAUGAGUGACCUCCUCCCGUACGCUUCCGCGUGCUGCGGCGCCAAGUUGACCUCCAGACAAAGCACGGCACAGUUGUAGAGCAGCAGCUCGGUCGGCGGCUGUGAAAUCAAAGGGAUGGCGCCACUCGCAAAGGCAAUGAUGACCACAGUGAGGAAGAUGCCGACAAUAAGUGCCGCUGCCGUCAGCUGCAGGGUGGUAAGGAGGAUGCGGCCGAGAAAGCGAUGGUAGGCGACGAACUGGCAGGUGCAUCUGCCGACUGUCAGACGGGAGGACUCCCUCCACUCGGUCGAUUCGGCGUGGUUCAUCUUCGGUUCAUCCUCGUUUGUUACUCAUUCAACAUUUUGAUUCAAGAUCUUCGAAGCCAUGGGGGAGGCCAAGAUCUCUUCUUU
Molecule: messenger RNA, 2954 nt
Organism: Vitrella brassicaformis
Lineage: Eukaryota; Vitrellaceae
Source: the annotation of a GenBank genome assembly